Conger conger (European conger) is the source of this 5074-nucleotide messenger RNA. RefSeq names its product zinc finger BED domain-containing protein 4-like. The transcript is spliced from 2 exons. The record is from RefSeq and is a predicted model, not a curated record. The coding region runs from base 412 to 4239 and encodes 1275 amino acids. Gene Ontology annotation, molecular function: DNA binding; protein dimerization activity. NCBI's taxonomy places the organism in Eukaryota, Metazoa, Chordata, Actinopteri, Anguilliformes, Congridae.
AGACCUUCCAGGUCAAGAAACCCCGUGUUUAUGCUUAGCUAGUAACGAAGUGCAGCGACAAGAAGGCAAAAACAAAGCACGGCGUUAUGAAUGUCUUUUUCUGGGGAAAUUAUAGGACGAAGAAACAUGGCGAAUCGGUGCAUUAUGCAUAUGUGUUUUAAAGACGAUACGAGCGUGCCUGGACAGGAAAGCAGACGGCCAUCUGAAAAGAUAUUAUGCUGACCACAAUUGGAUCUGUUGUGUAUACUUGCAAUCAUUAAGUAAAUGGAUGAAGUGGAUCAAAUUUACCUCGAACAAAAGGUGGAAAAUAAAAUGACCCAACAAUCUAAGAUGCCACCCAUGGCUCUCAGUAAAAUGGUGGGUGGAUUUUAAAAAAGGACUUGCUCUCAGGCAGAAAUUCAGUCUGCUAACAUGGACAGUGAGGAAGACCUCUCUCAUAACGGUGAUGAAAGGGGACUUGGGAAUGGCAAUGUUACAGAAGAUUGCAAAAAACGAGAAGCAAAAGGCACAUGUUUAAAAAUUAUGGGACAGGAUGGUUAUGUGUUUAAAUCAUAUAGCCUUACAUGUCACGAGGCCACAGAUGCAAAACCUGCUUCCUGUUCCUCAGGGACUUUGGCUGAAGAACCUUCUUCAGUGUUUUCUGCCCUUGACUGUAAGUCAGGAGGCUUGUCUUCUCAGGUUGAUGGGCAUUCAUCCGAAUCUCCAACAACAGACAAACAGUCUUUUCAGGAAGAGAUGUGUAACAAAGAGGACUGGCCCGUUUCUUCAUCCAUUUCAAUAGCGAGCCCGAAGCCUGGGGCACUGUCAGACUGCAUUGCUGACAAUAUAAAGAAAGAGCCAGGAAGCGAUUUAGAUGCACAUAUAAAAGAGGAUGAAACGCAUGUCAAGGAUGAAGCUGAUGAUGUUGAAGAUGAUGAAAAUGUAACCUUUGACAGCUCAGCAGGCCCUUUUGCCACUAGAUGUGAUGAUUACAGCAACUUGCUUAGCGGUUACACAAGUACUCUUUAUGAUGUUGCAAUGGAUGCUGUGACACAGAGUCUUAUAUCAUCAAUUAAAAAUCCUGCUAGUCCUCGAAAGAAGUCCCCUGCUUGGAAGCAUUUCUGCAUAUCUCCACGAGAUAGCACCAAAGCAAUCUGCAUGUACUGUAUGAAAGAGUUCAGUCGGGGUAAGAAUGAGAGAGACCUCAGCACCAGUUGUCUGCUGAGGCAUGUGCGAAGGGCUCACCCCACUGUGCUUUUACAGGACGGUGAGCUUCCCUCCAGCGCUUUGGGUAGCCCAGUUGCCUCAUCCGUAAUACCUCCCACAAACUCACCAAAUAAUGGGGAAUUGGCAGCAAACACAACAUCCGCUUUGCAGAAAAAUACUUUGCCAUCUUCCCCAUCUGCCGAUAGCACAGAGGUCUCAUGCAACAAAGUGCUCCCAAUUAUGCCAAAGUUGGAGAAGCAUCCCAAAUAUGACACCUUCAUGGACUCUUCCCUGCAUUCUAGCAGCAACGGUCAUGAAGAUGGUGUGGAAGGAGGAUCUGAGCAUAUCCCUGCGAAUCCUAAAAACUCUAACUCUCGGAGGAGGUCAGCAGUGUGGAAACACUUUUAUCUUUCCCCUGCAGAUAGCUCCAAGGCUGUUUGUGUACACUGCAUGAAUGAAUUCAGCAGGGGUAAGAACGGAAAAGAUUUGGGAACAAGUUGUCUUAUACGUCACAUGUGGCGGGCCCACCGAGACAUUGUCAUUGAAGAAAACCAACAGGGCUACAGCAUUCCACCACCUUACACUAACCCUCCAACUCUUCUGUCACGCAUCAAGUUGAAGGAGGGAGAAGAGUUUAAAAAAGAGCCUUCAUCUGUUUCGUCGUCUCCUAAAGCGAUGUCUGACCGGGUUCGUAAUGAGGAAAUUGAUGUCAACGAGGAAUCGAACGAUACACUAUAUCAGUCAGGGCAAGAGUCAUCCCUUGACAUGUCGGUGACCGUAGGACUAAUGGGUGAUGAAGACCUGCCUCACACCUCUUCGCCUGAUGACCUCGCUGAAGUCCCAAAGCAAAACAAAGAGAUGAUUUCGGUUUUCCAACAAAACAAGAAGAUCAUGAAGCGGGUAAAGUCAGAAGUGUGGCACCAUUUUAUUGUUUCCCCAGUAGACCAACGCAAAGCAUUGUGCCGGUACUGUCCAUGUGUAAUUAACCGUGGGAAACGUGGUGACUUUGGAACCAGCUGUCUGAUGAGACAUCUGAUGAGACGGCACCCUGAUGUCCUAAAGAGCCAAAAAAGCAUGUAUAACAAUGCCUCCUCCCCUCAAUCACCAAAUGUCAUCACUGCUGGAGAAGCGAUGUCAGAAGAUUUCUCCGAAACCCCUGUCAUUGAGAAGAAACUUCACAUAGUCCCUGCUUUUAGCAAAAAGACUUCAAAACUGUGGAAUCACUUUUCCAUUUGUGCCACAGAUCCCACAAAGGUUGUUUGUUUGCACUGUAGCCGCAGAAUAAGCAGAGGGAAAAAGACCACAAACCUUGGCACCAGUUGCUUAUUUAGGCACAUGCAGAGAUUUCAUGGACAUGCUCUAGAACAAAACAACAGCAGUGUCUCAGGUGUUUCCUCUGCUGAUGUACAAGUGAAACAAGAACUCAUGGACACAUCCUCAUAUGAGGAAAAUAUUGAAAGAUUUGAUGAGUACCACCCAGUUGCCAAAAAAAUAACUAAACUUGUUGCAGAAAUGCUUGCACUGGAUCUUCAGCCCUCUGCUCUGGUAGAGAAUGUGGGUCUCAACCGGUUACUAGAAUACCUGCAACCACAAUAUUCACUCCCCUCAUCUUCCUACUUUACCAGCACUGCCAUACCAGAAAUGUACAACAGAGUGAAAGAAGUUAUAAUCACGCACCUUAAAGAGGCUGAGGGUGGCAUUGUCCACUUCACUGCAAGUAUCUGGGUGAGCAGCCAGACACGGGAGUACCUGACCCUGACAGCACACUGGGUCACUUACGAGUCGUGUGUGCGAUCUCAAGGCCAAGACUUCCACUGCUCCGCCCUCCUCAGUAUCUCACCAAUUGACUGUGACUACAAUAUGCUCAAUAUUCAGAAACAGCUUGAAUACCUCUGGGACUCUUGGAUUGAUUCUUCAGGGCUGAAAAUUGGGUUCACUGUAACUGAUAAUCAGAGCAUUGGAAAAAUCUUGGAGGAUAACGAUCGCACUGUUGUACGGUGUUUUGAACGCUCCAUUGACCUCAUUGUAACUGAAGCCAUAAAGAGUCAGAGGAUGGUUCAGAACCUGUUAAGCAGUGCUCGCAAAAUCUGUGAGCGUGUUCACCGCUCAACGAAAGCAAAAGAGAAACUGACAGGGCUUCAAAAGGAAUAUCACUUACCAGAAAACCAGCUGGUUCAGGACAUUCCCUCCAAGUGGAAAACAUCCCUUUACAUGUUUGAACGUUUAGUGGAACAAAAGAAAGCCAUUGAUGAAAUGUCAAUUGAGUGCAAUUUCAGGGAAUUGAUCAGCUGUGACCAGUGGGAAGUGAUGCAGUCUGUGUGCAAUGCUUUAAAGCCCUUUGAGGUUGCCUGCAGGGAGAUGAGCAAUCGGACUGCUACAUUAGGCCAAGUAAUACCACUCAUCCACAUCCUCAACCGAAAAAUAGACUUGCUCUUUGAUGAGACCAUGGGCAUUGACAACAUGCUCAAGUCCCUGAAGGAUGCUAUGGUGAGCCGAUUGUCCUCAACACUUCAUGACCCAAGGUACAUGUGGGCAACAAUGUUGGACCCGCGGUACAAGACCUCACUGUUCACGGAGGGGGAGGCAGAGCAGUGCAAGCAAGAUCUUGUACAAGAACUUGACACAUUAUCUACCUCAACCGAGAAAAAGCAUUUGCUUUCCAAUGGCUGUAGUGAGAUCCGUCCUCCGUCAAACAGCAUUGUGAGUAAUAAGGACAACCUCUGGGCCCUCAUGGAUGACAUCAGGAACAAGAUCAAACAAGAGGAGCAACCCAAAUCAUCAGAGCUAGCAGUGCUAGAGUAUCUUGAAGAAGAGAUACUCGAUCAAAGCUGUGAUCCUUUGGAUUAUUGGAACCUGAAGAAGUUCCUAUGGCCAGACCUUGCCAAAGUAGCUGUUCGGCACGUUGGUUGCCCCCCUAGCAUUGUCCAAGCAGAGACAUUGUUUUGCACAGCGAGUAUAAACUCUGCCCAGAGUCAGUCAAGGCCUCUGCUGGACAAUCUGGAGGAGCUAAUCUUUUUAAAGGUCAAUUUUCCAUUGAUAUAUUUUCAGUACUGAAAAGGGAGGACUUAGGGCUGUUUCACAGUGCUCAACUUAGCCCAGUCUAGGACUGGUUCACAUCCACUUCUGUGAAUUUGUCCCAAUAUGUCAAUACACUGAACACAUUUUGAUAUGAUUGCCUCAGGUAUCUCAUACAAAGUUUUGAUUAGUAACACAUCAGAUGAGUUCUUUGAACAUGUUUUGUGCAUACUACUGUUUAUAACUUGAGUGAGGCCGCUGUCCCAGCGGACUGAGUUUAUCACAGGAGGGAGAGUAGCUAGUCUUAUGUGAAUUGACUUGUUGCUGUCUUUUUUUUAUUCUUAUUUUUCUCUCCCCCCCCCCCCCCCCCCCCAAACCCAUUUUCUUCCUUCUGUGCCUUAUGCAAAUGACUUCAGGUCAAAAUACAAAGUACUUGACUGAUGUUCAACUACGUUGUAUACUUAAAUGUAUGUGAUUAUGAUAGAAAUCUAGAUACUGAAUGUUUUUUUUAUACAUGUGAAUGAGGUUCAAAAUAAAUGCUAACAGAAAUACCUGAUACUUUUCACGGGAAAAUAGUUUAGUUCUUUAAUUGUGAAAUUGUUGGUAAUGGGUACUGUUCCAUAAAGCUAGUUUUCUUUUCAACAGAAACUAUCUUUAUAUAGACUAUAAAAUAUUGCUGUAUUUACAAUAGAAGCAAUCUGUUUGAAAUUUCUUUCUUAAGCACAGCUAGUCUUCUGAGGGAUUAAAUUAUUGGUCACUGUUGAGUGAAAUGACACUGUACAUUUAUAAAUUCUCUGAAGAAUUUUAUGCUUGUUUAAUGAUGACUGGAACCAUGCUAAUGUUGUUAAUUGUAAAUAAAGACAUUUUCCUUGGA